UGUGAGGAGCUUGGAAGUUAAUGCGGAAGCUGGUUAUGUCAGCCUGUCAACAAGUGAAGUUAUGUGUGUUUUGAGGAAUAAGUAAACGAUAUUGACAGAUGCAACGUAUGCAGCAGUGAAAUACGUCACGUAGACAUGGCGAAUUUUACUCGCAUGUCUGAUGACAUGUUGAUAGACGCCAUAGGACUCGUGGUGAAGAUGGACGAUGGAACAAAACGAGGACGGUUUGGAAGCUACGAGUUGAAAUAUGAAGAGCAUUAUGUUCUGCGUUCACAGAACACACAGAGCCUAUUGAAGUUCUUCAUACCAGAUGUCAAGUCAUUUCAAGCAAUGAACCAGCCCAGCUCUUCUGAUUGGUUGAGCUACCACAAAGAAUCAGAGCAGACAUUUUAUGACUUUCUCGCGUCCACCCAUUACACCCCAGACUGUGUGAGACAUCGAAUCUACAUCCAGCCUUUCAGCAUUGAUGAAGAGCAGGUGCCCCCAGGCAUACUCACAGCUGUACAGUCAUACACCAACAUAUUCUUUGGAAUGGAUGUGGAGGUCCUCACUCCAAUUUCGCUGAAGGGGGACGUUCCUGAACGGGUGAACGCUUAUUCCAGGACCUUGCAGGUAGAUGCAUUGGUUGUGUUGAGUAGACUGGUGAAACUGGUUAGGAAAGAUGCUUUCUGUGUGGCCGGGAUCACUCUGUGUGACCUCUACCCCGAGGAAGACUGGAACUUUGUGUUCGGCGUAGCCAGCUGCGCUGCGCGAUGCGGUGUGCACUCCCUGGCGCGUUACCUUGACAACUUUGGGAUGCAGAAAACUAGCGUGUUUGACAACAGAGGUGACAGCAUGCUGCUGGUCCGAGCCUGCAAGACCCUGUGUCAUGAAAUGGGUCACAUGUUUGGCCUGUCUCACUGUGUCCACUUCAAGUGCCUGAUGAACGGAGCUAACCACCUGCAGGAGUUGGACUCGCUCCCAGUGUUCCUGUGCCCAGUGUGUCUGAGAAAACUCCACUACUCAUGUGACUUUGCCAUGUCUCAACGGUACGAGAAGAUGUUGGACUUCUGGACCAGCUGCAGCGCACAAGAUGAGGUGUGCUGGCUGAGGCGCAGGAUCUCAUUUCUCGAGGAUUAAGAUAGGGAAUGGUAUGAUGAGAGUUUGAAAGGUACCGGCCGACACCCCAAAUUGUCCCUUGAACUCACUGCCUAAAUGACAUGUCUUGGAGAAAGGUCAAGUCACCAAUACAAACGACGCAGAAUCUCAUUUCUGGAGGAUUAAGAUAGGGAAUGGUAUGAUGAGAGUUUGAAAGGUACCGGCCGACACCCCAAAUUGUCCCUUGAACUCACUGCCUUAAUGACAUGUCUUGGAGAAAGGUCAAGUCACCAAUACAAACGACAAACAGCUGAUUUACAUAGAUCAAGCAAUUAUGUGAUGAAUCUUAUAUACAAUGACAAAGUGAACCUUGUCUCAUCUUUUAUCUAUUAUCUAUUAUCUGUUAAUCCAAGCAAGGACAUUACUAUGGGUCAGAUCUAGAGCUACAGAUCAGCUGCAUAUACCCCCCAAAAUAUCCAAACCCCAAAUACUUUCAGUUAACUUGCAUAAAAAAAAAGCAUGCAUUAAAUGAAAAACACAAAUGUAUAAAAACAGAACGCGUAAAUACUCAAUGAAGCUUUUUCAGCAUGCCUAUAAAGGAGCUAAUUUCCGAAACACAAUUACGAGCUAAUUU
This is a messenger RNA of Haliotis rufescens (red abalone), 1711 nucleotides long. Its product is annotated as archaemetzincin-2-like. The coding region runs from base 136 to 1119 and encodes 327 amino acids. NCBI's taxonomy places the organism in Eukaryota, Metazoa, Mollusca, Gastropoda, Lepetellida, Haliotidae. Gene Ontology annotation, molecular function: metallopeptidase activity. The transcript has 4 exons. The record is from RefSeq and is a predicted model, not a curated record. Gene Ontology annotation, biological process: proteolysis.